AUGUCUGUUGAGGAUAUUCACAUCCCUGUCAUGUACGAACAACUCGAGGACAUCCAAGAUGACUUUGACCAAGUUGACGUAGAGUUGAUGCGCGUGGAGUAUAAACUGACGCGCGAUCUCUACGCCAAGCGCGAAAAGGUCAUUUCUCAAAUCCCAAACUUCUGGCCUCUUGUUUGGGAGCAAGCCCCGCCCGAUAUCGACGAGCACAUUCAGAUGGAGGAUGCUAAGCUCAUUGCGGCUUCUCUCAAGCACAUGUCCGUCGAGCGCUUUGAGCUUCCUGACGGCGAUCCUCGCAGUUUUGCCAUCAAGUUCGAGUUCUCUGAGAACGAGUACUUUGAAGACAAGAUGCUUGAGAAGAAGUUCUGGUAUCGCCACGGCAAGGACGACUUCACCGGUCUCGUGUCUGAGCCUGUUGAGAUCAAAUGGAAGCCCGGAAAGGACUUGACCAAGGGCCUGCUGACCCUGGCCAAGGAGCUUCACGAGGAUGACAAGGCCGGCAAGACUGGCGAUACGCAGAACAAGAUCAAGCUCCUCAAGCUGAAGGAGAACGCCACCGAUGACAGCAACAGCUUCUUCAACUUCUUCGGCUUCCGAGGCCACUACAUCACGGAAGAGGAGAGCCGCGAGGUCGCCAAGACUGUGGAGGAGGAGCGCAAGGCCCGGCAGGAGGGCAAGGAAGUCGAAGUGAAGAUGGAUAAGGAUGCCGACGGUGACGUCGACGUUGAAAACGACGACGACGACGACGAUUACGAGUACGAGUACAAGUACGACGUCUUCCCUCCCGGUGCCAAUGUCGCCCUCGCCAUUGCGGAGGAUCUGUGGCCCGAGGCCAUCCGCUACUUCCAGGAUGGUGCGGAGCUUGCUGCGGCGGAAUCUGAUGAUGACGGUGCAGACGACGAGGGCGGUGAGAUGGACGAGGAUGAGGACGAGGGAAAGCCCAGCAAGAAACGCAAGGCUUGA
Molecule: messenger RNA, 960 nt
Organism: Metarhizium brunneum ARSEF 3297
Lineage: Eukaryota; Fungi; Ascomycota; Sordariomycetes; Hypocreales; Clavicipitaceae
Biological process (GO): nucleosome assembly
Cellular component (GO): chromatin; nucleus
Molecular function (GO): histone binding; chromatin binding
Source: RefSeq, a predicted model, not a curated record